AACGGAAAGUUUUAAAAGACAGUCGUGAAUCGCGGGUAAUUAUUGAUAAUAAACGGUUAAUGGAAAGUAAUUUUCCUUUGCUCUAUAUUUAUGAAAUCAAAAUCUCCUGACAGGCAUUGAAAUCUAAAAUAGUUGCGAAAAGAUAAAUAUACGACUAUACAUAUAUUGGGUUUAAACUACAACAUAGAAUCGCAUUAAUAAAUACUAGACUAUCGGUAUUUUGUUGAUGGCUGCAACAAAAAUUGUAGAUGCUCCAAGAAAUGGACAUGAAAUGGCGCCAUUAAAUACUCGAGCGCGGGGCGAUGGUACUCAUGGAGUAACAAUUGUUCUUACUGCUUCUCAGCGAAAUUCGGUAAGCUCAGUGGAGGUACCGGGUGGCGAGCCCGAUCGUGCAGCAUGGUCUGGAAAAAUGCAAUUUUUCCUCAGUAUAAUCGGGUAUUCUGUUGGUCUGGGAAACAUUUGGCGAUUUCCGUAUUUGUGCCAACAGAAUGGUGGAGGUGCUUUUCUAAUACCGUUUAUGGUGAUGUUGAUACUGGAAGGUGUGCCGUUGUUUCUAAUAGAACUGGGUAUUGGACAACGUAUGAGACUUGGCGCACUUGGUGUUUGGAACACUAUACACCCUUGGCUGGGUGGUAUUGGAAUAUCAUCCUGUAUCGUAACCCUGUUUGUAGCCUUAUAUUAUAAUGUUAUAAUAACCUGGGUAUUCUUCUAUUUAUUCAACAGUUUUCGAUAUCCUUUACCCUGGGCUUCCUGUCCUACAAAUGGCACGGUUGAAGUAGAGGAAUGUGCCCGUUCAUCAGAAACGGCGUACUUUUGGUAUAGAACAACAUUAGAUGCCGCACCAUCGAUGGAUGAACCAGGCGGCUUAAAGUGGUGGAUUGUCCUCUGUUUGUUCCUAUCUUGGACAAUUGUAUUUUUUAUUGUAAUGAAAGGCAUUCAAAGUUCCGGCAAGGUUGUGUACUUCACAUCGCUUUUCCCGUAUAUUGUGUUGACAAUUUUUUUUAUACGAGGAAUUACAUUAAGAGGUGCCAGUGCUGGUCUUAUACACAUGUAUACACCGAAAGUGGAGAAACUGGCCGAUCCGACAGUAUGGUUGGAUGCAGCGACACAAGUUUUCUACUCUUUUGGUCUAGCUUUUGGAUCGCUUAUAGCAUUUGGAAGUUACAAUCCGCCCAAAAAUAAUUGUGUACGUGAUGUCCUUUUAGUAUCGGUGUGCAAUGCUAUCACCGCCAUAUACGCAAGCGUCGUAAUAUUUGCCAUUCUCGGAUUCAAGGCAACGGUCAAUGUGGAUCGUUGUAUCGAACUUAAUAAGGACAUCUUAAUCAAACAUGAUUUACUUCAUUACAAGAAUGCAACAUUUGAAGAAUACGAAUCAGUGAUGGCAAAAGUUAACGGUAGCGAGUCCAUCAACUUGGAACUUGAAGAGUGUAGCCUAUCAAAACAACUGGACAAUGCUGCAGAGGGCACUGGACUAGCGUUUAUUGUUAUUACUCAGGCUAUAGUGGAGUUACCUGGUGCCCCAUUCUGGGCAGUUCUGUUCUUUACAAUGUUACUUUCUCUAGGCCUAGGAUCUCAAAUUGGCAUACUGGAGGGAAUGCUUUGUACACUUUUUGACAUUGAUAUCAUUAAACGGGUUAAGAAACAACAUGUGACAGGGGUGGUAUGUCUAUUCUGCUUCAUUGUCGGUUUCAUCUUCUGUACAGGUGCCGGUGAAUAUUGGCUCAAAAUGUUUGACUCAUUUGCGGGCACAAUUGGCUUGGUUGUGGUCGCAUUGAUGGAAACAAUUGCAGUGGUAUACGUCUAUGGACACGAGAGAUUUACAGAAGAUAUUUAUCAGAUGACUGGUUACCGACCCGGCAUAUACUGGCAAUUAACUUGGCGUUAUAUUGGCCCAGUCAUUAUGGUGACCAUUCUAGUUUCCUCAGUCGUGUUCAUGGUCAUCAAAAAUCCAACGUAUGGAGCCUGGAAUGCACAACUCGGAGCUGUUCAACAAUCCAAUUAUCCAACAUGGGUAAUGGGAGUCGCAUUAGCAAUGAUUCUUGCUGGUGUUUUGCCAAUGCCCAUUGUGUUUUUGAUGCGAAGCUUCCAAUGCCUAAAAGUGGAUCUAGACAUCCAUCAGGGCUCAAUAAGGAGAAAUGAGACUACAGCAUCGACAAAGGAAAUGAUCGAUAAUGACGACGAUGAGGUUAUGAGUCCUGAUAUGCCUCCUCAGAACUUACUUGCAGCGACAAGGUUCACUAUUGGAGACUUUGAUAAUUAAACUGCACAUGAACAAAUGCAAAUCCAUUAAGAGUAACUUACCUUAGUGAUAAUUGAAAUAUAAAGUAAUAAUAUUAAACGGAAUUAACUUAAAUAAAAAGGCAACUGUUACCUCCAAAUAAUUUGUAUUAAAUGAGCGUUUUACUGAACUAAGUUUAUUCAUCAAAUAUUGUAAUAGGAAAAAAUGAAAUAAACUUAGAAAAAGGAAGACGCCCAAGUUAUAAAUAAUAAAUGCAAUGUUUAAUAUAAAAUGCAUAUAUAAAAAAAUUCAUCGUGCAGCAACGCGCCUCCACAAAACUAAUACUCGUACCACUAACGAUUGUUCAUUAAAGUUAUCGAAGAAGCAAAAACAAAAAAAGCAAUCAACGUAAAAACAAAUAAAAAAUGCUGUCACCACUGUUGAGGCCUUUUAACUACGAAACGUAAUCUUUUAUCAUAAUCGAAAAUCGCUCAACUUUAAGGCACCGAAAAACUGAAUGUAAAUCUUCAAAAUACAAAUAUCUAUUGGCACGAAUAACAGCAGCUAGCAAAACGACGACACUUAAAUGCUUUUAUAGCCGCACUGUCAUGUUUAUUUUAGUGUACUAAUCAUAACAAACAAUUUGUGUGGUCUUCAUGUAUGGAUCUGUAAAUAGCAAGUUAGAUAAAAGAUCGGUGGAAACGGAAAUGGAAUGUAUGUAUGUGUCCAUGCUUGCACUCAUUAGUUAAAAUAAAAGUAGAUAUAUGCCUUUUAAUUGACAUUGUUAGUUCAAGUGUAUAUGUCCAAUACAUAUAAUACAUGGUAUUUUAACCAUAAAGCAAGUCUUACAUGUAAAAUAAACGACGAAGAGACGAUAAGCUUAAAGUUCAAAUAUUUACUAUUAUGAAAUCGAUUUACGGCUUAACUUAUAAUUAAUAUUAAAAAAAUAAUAAAUACCUUUGCUGAAAGGACAACAGGAUCAAAA
Molecule: messenger RNA, 3203 nt
Organism: Bactrocera tryoni
Lineage: Eukaryota; Metazoa; Arthropoda; Insecta; Diptera; Tephritidae
Product: sodium-dependent neutral amino acid transporter B(0)AT3
Exons: 10
Coding region: 227-2260 (677 amino acids)
Biological process (GO): sodium ion transmembrane transport
Cellular component (GO): membrane
Source: RefSeq, a predicted model, not a curated record